UAAGCUUCGGGUGCGGUUUAGAAGCAAGUGGGUGUGUGUGCUUCUGUGUUUUGUUUGCUGACUUGCGGCGAUGUCUGGUCGCGGGAAGCAAGGCGGGAAGGCUCGGGCCAAGGCCAAGUCGCGCUCUUCGCGGGCCGGGCUGCAGUUCCCCGUGGGCCGCGUGCACCGCCUGCUGCGCAAAGGCAACUACGCAGAGCGAGUGGGCGCCGGCGCCCCGGUGUACCUGGCGGCCGUGCUCGAGUACCUGACGGCUGAGAUCCUGGAGCUGGCAGGCAACGCGGCCCGCGACAACAAGAAGACUCGCAUCAUCCCGCGCCACUUGCAGCUGGCCAUCCGCAACGACGAGGAGCUCAACAAGCUGCUGGGCAAGGUGACGAUCGCGCAGGGCGGAGUGCUGCCCAACAUCCAGGCCGUGCUGCUGCCUAAGAAGACCGACAGCCACAAGGCUAAGGCGAAGUGAGCGCAGCUGAGGCUAAAUCGGAGGCAGAUCGGACGAGGAAUAAAAUCAACAAAACAAAACCCAAAAAAACAAAAAGGCUCUUUUCAGAGCCGCC
Messenger RNA from Pogoniulus pusillus (Red-fronted tinkerbird), 554 nucleotides. Its product is annotated as histone H2A-IV. Gene Ontology annotation, cellular component: chromatin; nucleosome. The record is from RefSeq and is a predicted model, not a curated record. Gene Ontology annotation, molecular function: DNA binding; structural constituent of chromatin; protein heterodimerization activity. NCBI's taxonomy places the organism in Eukaryota, Metazoa, Chordata, Aves, Piciformes, Lybiidae. Gene Ontology annotation, biological process: heterochromatin formation. Bases 71 to 460 code for a protein of 129 amino acids. The transcript has a single exon.